Colias croceus (clouded yellow) is the source of this 2177-nucleotide messenger RNA. RefSeq lists its product as uncharacterized. The transcript has 4 exons. Bases 1 to 1371 code for a protein of 456 amino acids. The record is from RefSeq and is a predicted model, not a curated record. Lineage: Eukaryota; Metazoa; Arthropoda; Insecta; Lepidoptera; Pieridae.
AUGAAACAAAAAAAUACAGCUAAACCAACAAAGACUGUCAAACCAAAAGCAAACAAAAAAAGCACUCCAAAAGACACCAAAUGUGUGCCAAAAACAACUAUACAAACAAGAAGAAGCAAAGAAUUACAAUCAGUCUUAAAUACCACGCAUGAUUCGGGCAGUAGUAUUAACAUUUCUGGUAGAAGUUCAAGAUCAAUGAAAAGGCUAGAAAAUUCGAAAGAAAAUAUUGAACCAAUAAUAACGAGAAGUGGGAGUAAAAACAUUGAUGAUGAACAAAUAUUUCCUGAAAAAUCUGUUAGGGCGAAUGGAAAUUCAAAUUUAGACUUACAAAAGAAAAGGCUGCUGGAUGAGGAAGAAAGUAUUUCAGAAAGAAAAAGGAGUAAAAUUGAUAAUAAUUUUGUACAAUCUGAUAAACGAAAUGAUAACCAGCAUUCCGAUUUUGAUGAUAAUGAUUUUAUGUUUAAGAAACCAUCUAUGCCGGUCCGUAAAUCAAAUAAGACCCAAAAGCAUAAUGUUACUGAAGUACUUAUUUCUAAAUCAUCACAACAACUUACUCAGAAAAUGAACCAAGACUCUGACAGCCAUACCAAAAAUUUACAAGAUUUAGAUUCAGAUAAUAACAACCAAACAGUAAUUUCUCAAAACAGCAGCGAUGUUUCAAUGAAACCCAGCUUUAUAAAACGGAAACUUUUAACACAAAAAUUAGACCUCCUUGAGAAUAAAAACCUCAAUAGCGAUUUAGCUGCACCAAGUCCUCAGACGAAAUCAAAUGUAUGUAAAGAGAAGAAUAAAACAAGGAAAUUAGUAACAUCCCAAUCGUGUCUCAGUAGAGAUGUUGUAGAUGAUGAAAAUAAUGUUUUGGAUCUGAUACACAAAAUUGUACCAGCCGAUCAAAUGAAUUUAACUACUGCAAGUAAUAAGAGGACAAAUAAAAGUAACAAAGUACCAGAUGAUAAUUGGGAUGUGGCCUCUGUUGUGUCUCAAUGUAACAGUGCUGAUGGUAGCGAUACAUAUACAGAUGAAGAAAUAUUCAAUUUACAUAAUACUAUUAAGAAGAAAGGUGAUACCAAGAAAAAACAAGAAACUAAAGCUAUCAAAACUGCAAUAGGAGAUUGUAAGGUUGUUCUGCAAAAUGUAAUAAAGCCUAAUGCUUGUAAGCAUAACGUUAAUGGUACAACAGAAUCAUCAUCUACUAAUAUAAAAACUAUAAAUAAAGGGGCAGUGUUGAAUUCAGUUAAAUCAUUUUGGGAAACUGAUAUGGAGAGUGACAUAGAGAGUCACAGUACACCAGCCUGGAAACAAAAAAACUACCAUCAAUCAAGUGAAAGAACCAUUGAAAGAAACACCCAAUGUAACUAUCUUGCAACCUGAAAAGAGAAAAGCUAAGGGUAGCAUGAUAACAGUAAGAGGCUUAAAAAAUAAAAUAAACAAUAAAACAAUACUAAAUGAGGUAAAGAAACCUUCAGCUAGCCCCCAAAAAGUAGAUAUGCCUAAAGAAAUGGAACCUGCAAAACCUAAGGCUGCAACAAAUAAAAAGACAGCAAGACAAACAAAAAAAGAUACAACAAAACCCAAUGAAAGUGUUCUUAAUACAAGAUCUACACGUAACUCAAAGAAGCUUCAAGAUUGUUUCUGUAGUGAUGAUGUAUCAAAUGACAGUAAUACCCAAACGAAAAAAAUGAAACAAAAAAAUACAGCUAAACCAACAAAGACUGUCAAACCAAAAGCAAACAAAAAAUGCACUCCAAAAGACACCAAAUGUGUGCCAAAAACAACUAUACAAACAAGAAGAAGCAAAGAAUUACAAUCAGUCUUAAAUACCACGCAUGAUUCGGGCAGUAGUAUUAACAUUUCUGGUAGAAGUUUAAGAUCAAUGAAAAGGCUAGAAAAUUCGAAAGAAAAUAUUGAACCAAUAAUAACGAGAAGUUGGAGUAAAAACAUGUCAGUAAGUUUAUAGGAAAUAUGCAGUGACUCUUUAAAUAGUGUAAAUAUGUGACAUAGUAUUUGUGUGCUUGACCUUCUUUUAUAUUUAAAUAGCAUCAUGAUUUUAGAUUAAGAGGCAGGACCGAAAUAGAGUUUAUUAUUUUAUACUUUUCAAAUGGAUUUUGGAUAUUUCCAGUGAAAUACCUAAUAAGUAAAAUCUUAUAUGCACAAAUUAUGUGGGUACAUUUAAUUUG